Glarea lozoyensis ATCC 20868 is the source of this 1215-nucleotide messenger RNA. RefSeq lists its product as uncharacterized. NCBI's taxonomy places the organism in Eukaryota, Fungi, Ascomycota, Leotiomycetes, Helotiales, Helotiaceae. The coding region runs from base 1 to 1215 and encodes 404 amino acids. The transcript is spliced from 2 exons. The record is from RefSeq and is a predicted model, not a curated record.
AUGGACUCAACGGGCGUGGACACUACAAGAAAGGGUGCUGUCCCGACGAAAGUUAAUUUUUCAGAGAAACAAGUGUACUGGCAAUGUCAAUGUGCUACUUGGUUGGAGGAGACCGUACUGGAAAACAGCAUUGCCGUGGAGUUUAUGCAUCGCCCUGGGAAUGGGAGGAAAGACGAGAUGGCUAUCGCGCAGAAGGAUCAUGGAUACUUUCGGACAUAUGAGGCCCUCGUGGACGAUUAUUAUCAAAGGCAACUCACCUUUAAGUCAGAUGCACUCAAUGCAUUCAGUGGAAUCACGAGUGCUUUGAGCUUGAUGCAGACGAUCCAUGUCAGUCGCUUGUCCCCCGGAAACAAGUUACUGGGCCACUGGAGCCAAUUGUACGAUUGGCGUUUGAAUGGUCUACGCAACGAGUGGAAGGGGUCCCCUUCGAAGAUCAAUGACUCCAUUAACCACGUACUAACGGCAAAUACCUCUCCUUUUGUGGACUCCGGCCACCUUCAAUUUUGGUCCAGCAGGGCCGCCUUUUGGAUCUAUCGAACCACUAGAGGCGAACAAUACUAUGAUCGUGAACAGUACAGUGGCCUUCCCAAGUCUAGGAAAGAGUUCCAUCCGGAUGAGCCUAUUAGGCUGCACCUGGAUUCAGGCGAUGAUCUUCAAUGGACAAAGCGCCCGGGAGCCAUCAAGAGCUGUGGUCGAAAACUGCCAGAACCUAAACCCAGAUUUGGCGGAGUGAGGACAGCAUUUACGGAUUUCUACGAACAUGUCCCACUUAUGCAAAGAGUCAUAUAUCCUAUGGCGAGCGUCAUCGUUGGUGACGCCAACUACGGGGUAGAAAUCGAUUCAAAACGACAUCCCGAGAUUCCCACCAAGAAGCGUCAGGCAAACCCACUUGCUGAGACGACGAUCACUUAUGAUGGGCACGCCCAUAUAACAGGAGAUCUAAGCAAGCUUCUUGGAACAGAGCUCCCUGAGGAAUAUGGGCCAUUUUGCCCGACGGAGGAUUUGUUCGUCGAUCCUAGGGAGGGCGAUAGCGAGGCUACUGAAGUGGAUUUGGUGGUCAUUGGCAGGUCGAUUGCGGAGCCGAGCAGAUACCUUAAAGUCUUAGUAGUAAGAUGGGAGAAUAGAACAGCGUAUAGAUUAGGUUGUGGAUUGGUUGGUGAGAAGGAUUGGGCUAGACUUGAUAAUAGAGAGUGGAAUUUAAUUAGGCUAGGAUAG